This is a messenger RNA of Microcebus murinus (gray mouse lemur), 6540 nucleotides long. It is a transcript of the gene SLC26A9, whose product is annotated as solute carrier family 26 member 9. Lineage: Eukaryota; Metazoa; Chordata; Mammalia; Primates; Cheirogaleidae. Gene Ontology annotation, biological process: transmembrane transport. The record is from RefSeq and is a predicted model, not a curated record. Gene Ontology annotation, cellular component: membrane.
GCAGGACCAGCCGGACAUUAAUUCCUAGAGUGGCAGAGGCCUGUGAAUCGGAGAUUUGCUAGGUCACCUUUCAUACAAUUGCUGUAAGUCCAGUUUCUUGAGCUCCUUCACCGGGUCCUAAACUUAGCACAUGUUCUAGAACUUUGCACGCCACCUGGGAAGGUAGGAGGGCCAAGAAUACUCUCCCUGUGGUACUGCUGGAUACACCAAGGCACAGAGCUCGCAAGUGACUUAAGGCUGGGGACAGAACCGGGAACCAGGUCUCCUCCACAACCCCAAUUCCCAACAACGGCAGGUUCUCGGGGCCUCCCACACUCGGCUUGUCCCCUUCGCCAGGGGUGUUCAGAGGCCCACGGUCCCCCACCCCCAGAUCUCCAAUCUUCAAAGCAAGCAGCCCCAGGACCCCACCCCUCGGGUGGCCUCAAUGGCUCCCAUUGUCCAAGAGGCUAUUUGGCUUGACCCCCAGCCCCAUAAGCGGCAGGGCAGCAGGCGCGGAGAAGAGUCUGCCUGUCCCCCUGCCCGGCCGGCCGCAGUGGGGGAGCCUGUGUGGCAGCGGCCCCGCUGAAUGUGACCUAUUGUCUCCAGGGUGGAUUUAGGAAGUGCCAAGCUCCCAUCAAACAGACCUGCUCCCCAGGUAAAACAAAAAAAGGGCUGUUCAUUUGGGACCUUUUCCCCCUUAUCUCCUUUUCCUAUCUCUUCGGGCUUAGCUACGGUGUAGUGUUCAAAACCACUUCCCCUCCGAGCCAAUCAGAAGCCGGGGCUCACCCCGUGGCCCAGAGGUAAAGUUAUUUAUAAACGCCUCCCUGGAUUAUUUGAGCAGAGCCCUUUCGCACACCUCAGGAACACCUUUCAGCCGCCCGCGCCCCGGACGCACCUGCGGCCCUGCCCGGCGGCCCUGCGCACCCACCGCUUGUAAAUGCCCCAGACAUGAGCCAGCCCAGGCCCCGCUACGUGGUAGACAGAGCCGCGUACUCUCUCACCCUCUUCGACGAUGAGUUUGAGAAGAAGGACCGGACGUACCCGGUGGGAGAGAAACUUCGCAAUGCCUUCAGGUGUUCCUCCGCCAAGGUCAAAGCCUCGGUGUUUGGGCUGCUGCCUGUGCUCUCCUGGCUCCCCAAGUACAAGAUCAAGGACUACAUCGUCCCCGACCUGCUUGGCGGACUCAGCGGGGGAUCCAUCCAGGUCCCACAAGGCAUGGCGUUUGCUCUGCUGGCCAACCUUCCUGCGGUCAAUGGCCUCUACUCCUCCUUCUUCCCCCUCCUGACCUACUUCUUCCUGGGGGGCAUCCACCAGAUGGUACCAGGUACCUUUGCCGUUAUCAGCAUCCUGGUGGGUAACAUCUGUCUGCAGCUGGCCCCAGAGUCGAAAUUCCAGGUCUUCAACAAUGUCACCAACGAGAGCCACGUGGACACGGCAGCCAUGGAGGCAGAGAGGCUGCACGUGUCAGCAACGCUAGCCUGCCUGACUGCCAUCAUCCAGAUGGGCCUGGGCUUCAUGCAAUUUGGCUUUGUGGCCAUCUACCUCUCCGAGUCCUUCAUCCGGGGCUUCAUGACGGCUGCCGGCCUGCAGAUCCUGAUCUCGGUGCUCAAGUACAUCUUCGGCCUGACCGUCCCCUCCUACACAGGCCCGGGGUCCAUCGUCUUCACCUUCAUUGACAUUUGCAAAAACCUCCCCCACACCAACAUCGCCUCGCUCAUCUUCGCCCUCAUCAGCGGCGCCGUGCUGGUGGUGGUGAAGGAGCUCAACGCCCGCUACAUGCACAGGAUCCGCUUCCCCAUCCCGACGGAGAUGAUCGUGGUGGUGGUGGCAACAGCUAUCUCUGGGGGCUGCAAGCUGCCCAAAAAGUAUCACAUGCAGAUCGUGGGAGAGAUCCAACAUGGGUUCCCCACUCCGGUGUCGCCUGUGGUCUCACAGUGGAAGGACAUGGUUGGCACAGCCUUCUCUCUGGCCAUCGUGGGCUAUGUCAUCAACCUGGCUGUGGGCCGGACGCUGGCCAGCAAGCACGGCUAUGACGUGGACUCCAACCAGGAGAUGAUCGCCCUGGGCUGCAGCAACUUCUUUGGCUCCUUCUUUAAAAUUCAUGUCAUUUGCUGUGCUCUCUCUGUCACUCUGGCUGUGGAUGGAGCUGGAGGGAAAUCCCAGGUGGCAAGCCUGUGCGUGUCUCUGGUGGUGAUGAUCACCAUGCUGGUCCUGGGAACCUAUCUGUACCCUCUGCCCAAGUCUGUGCUGGGAGCCCUGAUAGCUGUCAACCUCAAGAAUUCCCUCAAGCAACUCGCCGACCCCUACUACCUGUGGAGGAAGAGCAAGCUGGACUGCUGCGUGUGGGUGGUGAGCUUCCUCUCCUCCUUCUUCCUGAGCCUGCCGUAUGGUGUGGCAGUGGGUGUCGCCUUCUCCGUCCUGGUUGUGGUCUUCCAGACCCAGUUUCGAAACGGCUACGCUCUGGCCCGGGUCGCAGACACUGACAUUUAUGUGAAUCCUAAGACCUACAACAGGGUCCAGGAAAUUCAAGGGAUAAAGAUUGUCACUUACUGCUCCCCUCUCUACUUCGCCAACUCAGAGAUCUUCAGGCAAAAGGUCAUUGCCAAGACGGGCACGGACCCCCAGAAAGUAUUACUGGCCAAGCAAAAAUACCUCAAGAAGCAGGAGAAGAGGAGAGCGAUGCCCACCCAACAGAGGAAGUCUCUAUUCAUGAAGACCAAGACUGUCUCCCUGCAGGAGCUCCAGCAGGACUUUGAGAACCCCUCCCCGACCGACCCCAACAACAACCAGACGCCCGCUAACGGUGCCAGCAUGUCCUACAUCUCCUUAAGCCCCGACACCUCCUCAGCUGCCCCAUGUGAGCCACCGGCCUCUGCUGAGCCCCCCGGUGAACCCAGUGACACGCUGGCCACUGUCCCGCCCUUCGUCACCUUCCACACCCUCAUCCUGGACAUGAGUGGUGUCAGCUUUGUGGACCUAAUGGGCAUCAAAGCCCUGGCCAAGCUGAGCUCCACCUACGGGAAGAUCGGCGUGAAGGUCUUCUUGGUGAACAUCCACGCCCAGGUGUACAAUGACAUCAGCCACGGAGGUGUCUUCGAGGACGGGAGUCUAGAGUGCGGCCACGUCUUUCCCAGCAUCCACGACGCUGUCCUCUUUGCCCAGGCAAAUGCCGGAGAAGUGGCCCCCGGACGCACCUUCCAAGGGGCUCCAGGGGACCCUGAGCCCUCCUUGUACGAUUCAGAGGAGGACAGCCCCAGCUACUGGGACCUGGAGCAGGAGAUGUUCGGGAGCAUGUUUCACGCAGAGACGCUGACCGCCCUGUGAGGCCAGUGGGUGCUCGUGCUGCCUCCAGAGUGCCUGGCCCUUGGGACUUCCAUGAAGGAUGAGCCCGGGAUGGCAGGGAGUGCCGGGAGAGUGCGUCCGCCAGGGCUCCAGCCCCUGUCUCCACGCUCCCUCCUCUCCCCUUCCCCUCUCUCCCUCCCUGCAUCUCCAGAGAGAGCUUCUCAGCAGCAGGGAAAGCAUACUCUUCUUACAGGAGUGAGAGUCUGACAACCUGCCCUUCACCCUUCCUCUGACCCUCAGGCCCCAGCCGGCAAGGAGCAAGCCUCCAGUCUCCCCCCCACACCCCAUCCCCCGCCCAUGCUCUGCCGUGGCAGCUGAUGGACACCUGGGCUUCCUGACUUACAGAGUGAGUCAAGAACAGAAGGGCACACACAACUGUGCCGACCUGGUGUGCAAGCUUCAAAAGGUGUCCUAGAGCCUGCAUGGCUUGGUGUCAGAUGGAGUCAGGCUGUCACAGGACACAGGGACGAACUUGGUUGGGACUCUCUGGCUUGCCUGGUCCGGCUGCCCCGCCUCCGUCACUGGCAGCCUCUCCACACCCAGGAGUCCCUGUCUUGGUGACCGACUGCCCUUCCUCCUCAUCCCAAGGCUGCCGAGGCCUCCACUACUGUCCAGUCCGUCAGGCUCUAGCCUGCGCAGUGACCGGGACCCUCAAGUCCAGCGGAACUACCUCCCCCGGGGACAGCCCACCAAGAGACUGCCUCUGCCUCCAGAAACAGCACGCCCCCUGCCCUGGGGGGCUGCUCCCUUUCACUUGAGGCUGGGUAGGAACCCAAAAGGGGGGGGUGGGUAGCUGGCAGAAUCCUCUGGCAACCUAGCAAUAGAUACCAAUUAUUCUGCACAAAUGCUUUUGGGAAUCCCUGUCUGUACUGGAGACAUGGAGGGGAGGAGGUGCUAGUGCCAAGCCAAGGUGGACUGGUGGGACCUGGGCCCCAUCAGGGAAAUACCUCCCCUCGGGACAUCUGCCUUGUCCUUCUUUACUUGGCAAAGAGCCAAUCAUUUUAACUCUCCCUUAUCAGCUUGUGGCCCAGAGCCAUGAUGGGGGCCUCCUGCCAGGCAAGGGAAACGUCCUCCAGGGGCCGGCCGCAGCCCCUAGCCGGGUACAGAUGUGCACAAAGGCUGGUCCAGACUAGAUCUUCUUCCACAGGGACCUCCCCCCCCAACAACCUUAGGACCUGAGGCUAUCUUCUUCUUAGAAAGAUGAAAAUCGGGGUUAAGUUCUCCAUAUAUGUAGGGGUUAUCUAGAGGAAUCCUGCCAUUGACUUGAAAAUAAAUAGGUUCCAUGUGCACAUGUUUUGCAAAAGUUCCACAGAAGUGCACAGCAAAUCUUCUGGCCUCUCCUUCCAAGCUUCUUCAACGUAAUGACCCUGCCCUACAAGGCUGGGCUGGCCCGGCCUGGGAAAAUGUCCCAGUGUCUAACUUCAGCCUGACCUGCAUCGUCUGUCUGCGUGUUGAGUGAGCUGGUCAGCUAGCGAGGCUGCUUAGAGUUAAAGGAGGGAGUGCCGGCGACCAGCCAGCACAUUCUUGGCCCAUGAGCAUUGCUUUUUUGUGAAUUCAUUAUGCCAUCGGGCUGCCAAUGGAACUCAAAACUUGGAAGGCAGAAAACAAUGUUAUCUGGGAUUCACUGUGCCCAGCACCCAAAGUGCCAAAUUCCAAGAGGACAAGAGCCUCAGCCAAUGACAACUCACCCUCCCCUACUCCACCUCCUCCAAAGUCCAGCUCAGGCCCAGGAGGCAGUGAAGGUCACAGAGCCUCAGGACAGGCUAAGUCAGAAACCCUUUUGAACCAAGGGUCUAGAUCCCCUGAGGACUUGACAAAGUGACCAUUAGUGCCCAGGCCAGCCCCGGAACUGAAGGGGAUUGCUGACUCGCAGUGGCCUGGAGUUGGGGCUCAAGGAGGGAUCUGCAACUAAGUACUCAGAGAGCCCACGUGGGGGUAUCACUGGAAACACGUGGGGCAGAGGGACGACAUGGAAGAAAACUUCUCGGUUGGAAUAUUUUGGAAAGAACACAAAUUCACACCGACUGCUCUUCUGGACAGGACUGAGGCAGGGGAAGGGGGCAAGUUAGUGAAAUAAUCCAGAAUUUCAAUACUUUUGAAUGUGCUUAGUGCUACCGACUUGAGAUGAUACGAUUCCCAGGGAGGACCGGGAACCUUAUCUCUUGAGAUGUUUGUGUAACUUAUUUAAUUUAAAUGCCAUUCUCCUUUUGUUCAUUUUGGUAAUAAAGUGGAUUGAAAUGUGAACAAAUGCACGUGUUUGGGUGGCUUUACAGACGGACAAAACCAGUCACCUCCAAGGAUGGCUGGCCGUGCUCUGCACCCCCUGAGCGGAGGGGCAGCAAGCACCGAGACUUCCCCAGGAGUCUCCCAGCUCCUCUCCAUGUUCCGAUUUUCCACUCCUGGGAAUGAAUGAACUUCCAUGAGCCAGCUGAAGGAGCCACACACUCAGGACAAGUUCCCAGAGCCAGCUCUGGGAUUUUGUGGCUAUAAGGGAAGUCGAAAUCCCAAGUCAUCCCUUCUGCAUGCCCACCGCUAACUGAUUCUUUCACAUUCGUGAGAUGUCUAUGAAGGGCCAACCCCGCCAAUACUCAGCAAAGCCUUGAGAUCCUGAGUUUGGGGGAGCACAUAAUCUAAUCCUACCCUCCUCUCCCCUGUUUGAGAGACAAUGUAAGAAGGGUAAGGUCUCAAGUGUCCCACAAGCUAGGGUGCCUCCCAACUUUGCAUACCACAGCAGGACACAGAAGGACAUGAGAGGAAAACAAAGAGGAAAGGCGUGAAGGAGACAGAAACAGGAUGAAGCGGGGAGAGAUGAAGGACCAGAGGGAAGAGAAAGCAAAGAGGGAAGGGAGAUGAAUGGUCAGCAGGACAGAGAUGCGUGGGCACAAAGAAAUGGAAAGAACUAGAAGAGAAAGAGACAGAUCGGGGAGGAGGAUUGGUCUCAGACGCAUAGAAGUCUGUGAGUUCCAAAAUAUUUAUUUAAGAAAUAAUAAUCUUGCUAUAUCCUGCUAUUCAGCUAGGCUGGGAGAUUUGGGUAAAUUAGCAAUUAGCAUCCUUCCACAUGACUUUUAGAUUUUUUUUUUAAUGAUGAUAUCUUAGCCUGGAUUCCCCCUAGAACAGAACCUGACACCAAAGCCUGUGCACAGGCUAUUUGGGCAUGACUUCAGGGAACAGGAGUGACGGAAAGGAGUGAAACAGGGAGGCAGGGAAAGCCAACACAAG